This is a messenger RNA of Colletotrichum orchidophilum, 1536 nucleotides long. RefSeq lists its product as uncharacterized. The transcript has 3 exons. NCBI's taxonomy places the organism in Eukaryota, Fungi, Ascomycota, Sordariomycetes, Glomerellales, Glomerellaceae. The coding region runs from base 1 to 1536 and encodes 511 amino acids. The record is from RefSeq and is a predicted model, not a curated record.
AUGGAAUUUCCUCUCGAAAUUCUUGACCAGAUUCUUGCUGGAUUGGUGGUAUAUGAACCGCUGAGAAAGGUCCGCGGCAUCACAUCCAUGGAUGAAUGGACAUCAUUCACGUCAACCUCCGGGAAGAGUCUUGUCGAUCCACGCUACAAAGUUGGCUCUGGCCGUUCGAUCAAGUUCAAUCGGGAAAAAUUGCCGAGCACCGGGGGCAGCUUCUCGAGACUGCGCCUGGUCUCUCGCCAAUGGAACUUCUCCGUGUGCAGGAUACUGCAGAAGCAUGCAUGGUGGAAUAUCCCCUUUGACAAUAGGAGCCGCCUUAAACUUUUCAUCCAACUCUGUGAUGCGCCCGAUGGCGGUCCUAGCAGGUGGAUCAGGAAUCUCAGCAUCGACGACCUGGAUGACCUACGCACUUUUUCGCGGCUCUACUCGUACGACUAUGAGAAAUUCGAAGGCCAGGAUGUCGAUGAUGACUACAUUAUCUUGAACUCCUAUGUCGACAAACUCAGGACCGCAGAUUGGUGGACUUCGGCCCCAGCGCGUUUCAAACAUGAGCUACAUUACGGGAAGAGCGACGAACAUGCGCUCCUUCGACGCCUUCUUGACAACGUCAAACGCAUUGAGCGCUUCAGCAUCACUUUUCCCGGGGCCGUGAGCAAACAUGAUCUCAUGGCUCAGUGUUACGAUAUGCAAGGCUUGGAUGAGAUUUUGGCUACAAUCAGAUAUGGCCUCGCCAGCCCGGCUUUCCAGCAUUUGGCAGAUCUCAGCUUAGCGGUGCCUUCUACGUGGCAUGUUGGCCAAUUGGCUGGCGCCUUGUCUCAAGAUGCCAGGGAUCGCCUUAGGCAGCUGCGUUUGGUCAUCGUCGAUGAGACGGGACCGAGUGGAAGCGCAGAAUACACCAGGACGGAGGAGGAGAACAACGAUGGCGAUAGGACGACUAUUCUGGGAUCCGUCGCGCCAAGCAACGCCCAAGUAGCCUAUCCCAACAGAGAACAUCAGGAUGCACUCUGGGCCUUUGUGGCAUCUUGCCCCAACCUCGAGUCCCUUGGCAUCGAGGCGACACACUACCUCAACCUGGACAUUCUGCAGUGGGAAAGUCCCAAAUUCGGGACUAAGAAUCUGCGUAAUCUCUCCCUCCGCCGACUUUGGGCAAACGUACCGUCGCUUCUACAACUGUUGUCGGCUGCCCCGUUAUCGAAACAAGACUCAGUCAUCCGCCGAGUCAACUUGGACGACAUCAAGAUCCACUGGGACGGAGGGAACUGGGAAGAUGUUUUUGCGCAUCUGAGGACGAACUGCCCCGGCCUCGAGCUCUUUCGAGCGGAGCAGCUCACCUACUUUUCCAACCAUCCACGGUACGAGCACAACAACAGGCCGUGGGAGAAUUAUAACGACAUUUGGACAGACGAUUAUGAAGGCGACACCAAUGACAGACUAUUCUUGCGAAUGCUCAACAAGAAUCUGGUCGACAAGAUUGGAACGGUGGAGGAUUAUCCUGUCUCGUUAUACGAUUGGUACGAAUCUGAAAUGGAAGGUGAAUGA